GGUUGUUGCGGUUGUCAGUGUUGUCAUUUCCAAAACCGAUGUGCCAAACAUGUUCACCAUGCUCGAACUUAUCGACGACUUUACAUUUGAUCCCGAUUGUUGAUUUCCGCCACGAUGAGUAACGUUUGUAGAGAAGUCAUCACGCUCCAGUUGGGACACUAUUCCAACUUUGUUGGGACUCACUGGUGGAAUUUACAGGAUGCGUCUUUAUCGUACGACCCAGAGACGCCACCGAGCGAGAUCCAGAGCGACGUCCUGUUUCGUGAAGGACGGACAACGGGCGGACAUGUCACCCACACGCCUCGCCUCAUCGCACUGGAUCUCAAAGGAAGCCUCCGGACUCUACGGCAGGAGGGAAGUCUGUACGACGCCGGCAAGGACACCUCCGCUGUCACAUGGGAGGGAAGCCUCAUGAAAGUCAAAGAAAGUCCGGCUCAGAAGAACUCCUUUCUCGAAGAUCUGGACAGGCUGGAUAGAGGGGAGAUCCUCGCUGAAGAUGAUUUGUCCUCCAGUCUCCAGCCUCAGCGCUCGGGUGCACUGCGCUUGGACACCGUGAACAGCCAGCUGGCUCGAGUCCAAAAGGGCUACCGGUUGGAGGGCAGCGUGAAGGUGUGGUCCGACUUCCUCAGGAUCCACCUGCACCCCCGCACCGUCUCCGUCAUCCACCAGUACAACCAUGACGGGGAGGCUCACCGUCUGGAGGCCUUCGGCCAGGGGGAGGCUCUCCUGCAGGGGCAGGUGCUCGAGCAGCUGGAGGACAAGCUGCACUUCUUUGUAGAGGAGUGUGACUACCUUCAGGGUUUCCAGGUCUUCUGCGACCUGGCCGAUGGCUUCGCCGGCCUGGGGUCGAAGGUCACGGAGAUGCUGCGGGACUCGUACGGCGGACGAGGCAUCCUGACCUGGGGGAUGGCGCCCGUCAGCCACCCGAACUCGACCCCCAUGAAGGAGCUCUACCACGUGUUGAACGGCGCGCUGGGGGCGGUCCACAUGGCCGACCACAGCUCCUUCUUCUGCCCGUUGACACUGCGCGGUGGACUGGGGAGGCGGCCCUCAGCUCCCACAGCGUUCCCCCACCUAAAUUAUGAUGCCCAUCUGUGGUACCACUCCAGCGCUGUGCUGGCUCUGGCCCUCGAUGCCCUCACUUUGCCUUACAGGCUGAAGAAGGACAGCGUCCCCAUGUGGCAGGUGGCCGACUCCCUCGCUGUUUCUGGCAGAAAGGUGGUGGCCGCUUAUGGUGCCGUCCCCGUUCCCAUGAUGCACGGCGGCUCUCUCCCCGACGCCCUGAGCACCUGCGCGGACGCGUUGCCCUGGAAACCUCUAUCGGCUUGCCCCGAAGCCGCCGACGGCCGCUGCUACGGCCAAUGGGCGACACUCAGAGGCUUUGAGGGACAGAGGCUAGUCAGCUCUUUGGCUCCAGGGACUCAGCCAGACAGUCCUCUGCACGGGCUCCACAGCGGGGAGGACGUCCUGGAGUCCUACAUCCGAUCUUUCUAUCCGACGUCUCCUCUGGCUCUGCAGUUGGUGUCGACGCCCAGUAUGCUGACGCCACCGUUCCCUCAGAUAUUCAGUCAGUCCCUCGGCGCCCAGGGCUUCCUGCAGAGCCGGUCUCCUCCGCCUGGCUCCCGGGCCCCCGCGGUCUCCUCAGCACCCGUCAUGACGUCCUUCCAGUCGGGCCCCGCUGUCGGCUCGUGGCUGUCGGAGCUGCAUCGCGGUGCUAGUGCUCUGGACAUCCACCGCGUGGCCCCCAGCUUCCUCUCCCAGGGGCCCGAGAUGGCCGACUACAGGGAGGCCCUGGAGGAGCUGCGCCUGCUCGGCCGGUGUUACCGCGACGACAGCAGCGGGGUGACGCACACCUCCUCAGAAGAGGAAGACGACUGACGUCUCGUGGAUUGAGCUGGAAAGACUGCCGGCAUCAGCACGCAUGCACUGAAGGACACGCUGACAGAAAGAAGCUGGAAUAUUAAAAACUCUCUCAGCAGUGAUGGCUGUAGCCUCAUGUGACUCUGGACUGAUUAUCUGUAACCGUUUUAUUCGACGGAUGUGCUAUAAAAUGGCUGCGUUUACAUUGGGCCGCUUGCCUCGCCCGUUUUGGGCCACCAGUUGCUCCGACCAUGAAUUCAUAGCAGUGUUUGAGCGUAAAGACAAGUUUACCCCGGUAGAAGCAACUUUGGUUUCAGUGCGCUCCGAUUGUGGGGUCCAUUUGUUCCAACCCAUUUGGUUCUCUAUAUAAAGGCAGAUCAGAUGACUCGUUAACGGUUCCAAUACUCGUUGCCCGCUUUAUUUGGUGCUCUGGGAGCGACACAUCUGGCUCAGCGCGAGAGCUCAAGUUGUGGAUUCUGAUAAAGAUGUUUUCAUUGCUUGCAAAUACUUGUUUUAAUUCGAUUGUUUUUUCUAAUGUCAGCCCAUCAACUAUAUUAGAAAUGGCUUAAUAUCACUGCCUUAGAUCUAAACAAGACUAGCUCACCUCAUUACGGUGUUAUAUUAUGUAUAUAAAAUGGAAGAAAAUGGCCAACAGAAAAAGCUAAAUGCCAAUUUUAUAUUAAAUGACCCAGCAACCACAAAUGCUUUGUAUUUUUACUUGACAGUUGCAUAGUUGGAAGACAUUUUAGGUGUUUAGACAGCCAAAGACGAUUUUAUUAACAAAUACCAUAAAAAGGUCAAACAAUUGCUUUAAGUCCCCCUUUCUGCUCUUACUGAAGUACAUCUACCAAAGGUCAUUUUCUGAACGAGCUGGACACUUUAGUUUAGGUUGCUAAACUGAGUAAAUAGUCUUCUUUGGGACUCUUCUCAGCCACAGACCUCAGAAAUCUGUGUAGACAUUUGCUCCAACUAAAUAUAAAAAUACUAGAAUAUCACACCAAAGCUGGAAACAUAAUUGACCAAAACUCAAAUCCAAUGACAAAUGUAGAACAGGUGUCUUUUAAUCUGAAAUAAAAUGAUACAAGGAUUUCACAAAAAAGGUGAGACGGUGGAAUUCUUUCCCACCCGGCAUUUUGACUAAACAGUAUGCUUCUACAUUUGAUUAAAAAAGGCUAAGACACGCACCAUACCAUCAUUUAAACUUAUAAAACUGAGAUUUGCACCCUGUUAUCUUACAAACAACCCCAUACGAGACAG
Messenger RNA from Cyclopterus lumpus (lumpfish), 3117 nucleotides. It is a transcript of the gene msto1, whose product is annotated as misato mitochondrial distribution and morphology regulator 1. The transcript has 14 exons. Gene Ontology annotation, cellular component: cytoplasm. Lineage: Eukaryota; Metazoa; Chordata; Actinopteri; Perciformes; Cyclopteridae. Bases 115 to 1878 code for a protein of 587 amino acids. Gene Ontology annotation, biological process: mitochondrion distribution. The record is from RefSeq and is a predicted model, not a curated record.